CCCGCCAAAGAAACCUCUUUACUCUCUUCCUCGGAAAUUCUCAACGCGUCGUUUGCUUCUCUCUUGCGUCAUCUGUGAUUCGUUCGACGGGAAAUUGCGAUUCAACAUCAGAAUUUUGGAGCCAUUGUUUUGAAUAAUGAAGAGACAUCGGAGUAACAACAAGUAACGAAAGCUGCAGCAAGGUUGAGAUUUUAACGAUGAUCUGUGUUUCGUUACGAAAUCGAAUUCAUAAUUGGCUUCGCGACUAUGUUAGGCUCCAAUCUGUCGUUGUGAUUCUUAUUUACGCUCAGAUUGGGUGCGCGUUGAUCGGUUCACUAGGGGCAUUGUACAAUGGAGUCUUGCUAAUAAAUUUGGCGAUUGCGUUAUUUGGGUUAGUGGCAAUCGAGAGUAAUAGCCAGAAGCUUGGCAGAACCUAUGCGGUUCUUCUCUUCUGCGGCAUUCUUCUUGAUGUCUCAUGGUUCAUUCUCUUCUCCAAGGAGAUUUGGAACCUUUCUUCUGAGAUGUAUAAAGCCUUUUACAUCUUCUCUGUGAAACUCACUAUGGCUAUGGAAAUUGCUGGGUUUGUUGUGAGGAUAUCGUCUUCUCUGUUAUGGUUUCAGAUUUAUAGGCUGGGAGCUUCUAUUAUAGACACUUCAUUUCCUCGUCAAUCAGAUUCAGAUUUACGAAAUAGCUUCUUAGAACCUCCUCUUUUCGCUAGGCAACGUUCACGUGAUCCAGAAUCACGAAAUAGCUUCUUAGAGCCUCCUCCUAUACCUAAGCCACGUUCACGUUCUGAUGAUUUCUUGGGAGAUUCUGCUGACGAACCAGCCUUGUACACUCCUCUGCUUGAUGGCUGCCAAAGCAAUAUCACUACGCCCAGUGUCACACAGCCACAGGUGGUUAAAUAUCAUUCAGCUGGAGACAUUCACAAAGGAUCCCCAUCAUCAGCUGCAGAAGCCUCUCGAAAUAAGUCUCCUUUCUCCAGAUCCUUGGAGGCACUUGAUUCAAGUCUCCGUUGAUACUACAUCUAUCGACUGUGGCCGCAUUUGCGCUUCUUAGCUUCUCAGAUUUGCCUGGUAGUUUCCAAUUCGCAGGAAGAUAGCUUUUGGCUAGAGGAACUUCACUGAACAAUCUAAAGUCCAUAUAUACUUGAAGAAUGCAGAUCGGAAUUUUACAUAGUGGGUGACACAAGAACCAUUUGCCUUAAAUCAUCACUGAUUUUACUCAAAACUGUAUAGAUUUGGUGUGACAUAUGGACUUAGGAAUGUACAUAUCAGCAUUCUUUUCUGUAAAUGAAAAAUACAUUCUUUUGAGGUGAAUUGGAGAUUUAGUAUAAAGAUCUUCGUUUCUUUUGAU
This is a messenger RNA of Camelina sativa (false flax), 1335 nucleotides long. RefSeq lists its product as uncharacterized. Lineage: Eukaryota; Viridiplantae; Streptophyta; Magnoliopsida; Brassicales; Brassicaceae. The record is from RefSeq and is a predicted model, not a curated record.